UUUUGUCCACAUCCGCCGCAAGGUCAAAACGCCGCAUCUGAGUAUGACGGCCGUUUUGGGCGCUUGACCCUCUUGUCUCCUCCCUCCAUCUUCCCUUCUCUCUCCCCCGCAACGCUCCCCCGCCCCGUAUAUCGUCGCAUGGUGUGGUGCUUUGGCUUCGGCAACAACCACUGGAGGAAACACAAGAUGGCUGCUACCACCCCGCGAAGAGCGCAUCCGCCCGCCCCAUUCAUGCAGAGCGUUGCGCUCCCCGUGACGACGCCGUCCCCUGCGGGCUACCGCGAGCAAUAUCGGUCCCCGCAACCGUCGUGGGGCCAGGCUAUGGCCCAGCAGUGGCCGAAUGUGUCGAUGUACGCUCCCCCGCCCGCGCCCCAGUGGGUCGGGCCCUCCCCAUAUGUUCCUCUAGGCCAUGGCCACCCGCAUGCUUCGAAUGUGUUUGCCCACCGAGCCCCGGUUACGAGUCAAGCGCCGCCACCCGUAAACCGCGCCACAAGGCCGCCCACACGGCCGUCCACACGGCCCCAGAACCAUCUUCCCGAAUUGCGAAUGCCCCAACCGUCGCGAGGGGCAUUGGAUACGACUGCUGCUCGCCUGCAAGCCUCCGUGGCGUCCCCUGUACCUGCUCCUCCCGCGCCACACACCCAUGGAAGACAGCCCACUCCCAAUAUGCUCCCGCCAUCCAGCUCCCGUCAUCGACACACACGGUCGCACAGUCGUGGCGGCCCACCUGGACAUGGCUACCCCGCGCAGCCGAUUCCGAUGCAACCACCGCCCAACGGAAUGAUGCCGCCACCUCCGGGACACCCACAUCUCGGUCCCCAGCCUCCUCCCAACCCAGCACCAGCUCUAGCACCGGCACCCGCAGCGGCAGCGGCACCGCCGUCCAGAAACGUGUUGGAAGACAUUUUUUCUGGUCGCUCGCCGUUGCGGCCGAGCAGCCGGAGCUCUUCGGUCGCGGAUGAGCCCGAGCCGCCCCCGCGCCCUCUCCGCCGCAACACGACUCCGGCAACGGCCCGAAAUAACCCCGCGGCUCAAGCUCCCCGCAACGCAACUCCUGGGCCGUCGAAUCAGGCCGCUGGGCAGAACGGCUCCGCACCCCAGGCUGGACAGCCGCAGAUCAGUCCGCUACGCGGAAUCGUACGCGGGCGCGAGAGGACGCCGGAGGAGAGACAGGCCCUGUACACCGACGGUCCGGUGUCCAUUUUGCGGGGCUCGACGAAUCACAGACAGCGGGUGCCAAGUGGCGGAACUUCCGGCAGCAUCACAGGGCGGAUCACUGGCACCAUAUACCACCCCCCCGAAGAGCUUCCCUUGGCACCUGAGCAUAUUGAGCUGGACUGGCGCUUGAAGCAGCAGCAGGGCCGCCCGGGGCACCGCGAGUACACCAGCCCGUGCAUAGCCUACGACCUUUCUCGCGAUCCGCGCGAUCCGCGUAAUGUUCUCGACAUCCGCCGGCCGCGUGACGUCUCCCUCAUCGGGCACCACGACAUCCGAUCGCCUGCGUCGGUCCACACGGUCCUCAACACGAUGACCAUCCGCGCCAAACACAUUCACAACGGCGGCAUUCGCGUGGAAAGGGCGGGGACCGGGGGGCUGCGUGUGCUCGACGUCUUGAAGGGCAUCUACGACGCCUAUAAUGUCCCCCUCGACAUCGAAGAGCUGUAUGAAGAGGACCGGGAGGCGUUGAUCAGAGAGCUGCGGCGGCGCCUCCCGCGCUCGGCGCUGUCGGACGAUGCGCUCGUGGCCCAGCACAGCCAGGGUCUGCGCCGUUUUGAUUUGCUCGGGCGCGAGCGCGCGUUCGAUGGGCUGUGGCGGAACAGCCAGAUGAACUGGGAUUUGCAUUUCAAGGAGCUAUAA
Messenger RNA from Mycena indigotica, 1857 nucleotides. RefSeq lists its product as uncharacterized. The record is from RefSeq and is a predicted model, not a curated record. Lineage: Eukaryota; Fungi; Basidiomycota; Agaricomycetes; Agaricales; Mycenaceae. The transcript has 5 exons. Bases 139 to 1857 code for a protein of 572 amino acids.